UUCAUUUUAGCAGCCAUAUUGAACUCGGUUGAAAACUUUUACGAGUGACAAUUUUGAAAUUUGAUCUGCGUUGUUGAGUUCUGUGGAUGAGUUGAUACCCACAGUGUUGUGGAGAUGUCUUUAAAUGAGGACUUAGUACAACCUACUAAUGAUAGUUUCUGGGAGAUCGGCAAGUACCAUAGGACCGUCAAACGUAUAGACAAUGGUAAAGCAUUAUGUGACAGUCUUAGACAGCUGAUUAAAGAGAGAAGUGAAAUUGAAACAUCUUAUGCCAAGAACCUCACAAAUUGGUCCAAAAAGUGGAAUGAGUUUCUUGAUAAAGGUAAUGAAUAUGGUACUAUACAGGCGGGCUGGAGAGGGCUCCUACAGGAGGCUGAUAGUCUAGCUGAUUUACACAAUGUAGUGUCCGAGAACUUAAUGACUAAAGACUAUGCCAGCAUUAAAUUAUGGCAGAAAGAAAACUAUCACAAAUCCAUGAUGCAUUUUAAAGAAACAAAAGAGCUCGAGGAAGGGUUUAAAAAAGCACAGAAACCAUGGGAAAAGAAAUACACAAAAGUUAUGCAGUCUAGGAAAGAUUAUCAUGCAGCGUGUCGAGCAGAGAAGAGCACAGCUAACCAAGAAAAUAACGCUAGAGGAGAUUCGGCAGUAUCCCCCGAUCAGACAUCUGAAAUUGGUGCACAUGAGACAAAGUUGAAGAAAAUCCAGGAAAAAUUACGGAAAUGUCAGCAGGAUGUAGAAGCCACCAGAGACAAAUACGAAGCUUCAUUAAAUGACCUCAAUAGUUAUAAUGCUAAAUAUAUUGAAGAUAUGAAUGAGGUGUUCCAAAAAUGCCAAGACUUUGAGAAAAGUAGAAUAGAAUUCUUUAAGAAGACAAUGUUUGAGAUCCAUCAACAUCUUGAUCUGUCUGUUGAACCAAAGUUUUCACAGGUGUACAGUAACCUUCACAGUACAAUAGGUCAGAUAGACCCUGACAAAGAUCUGAGAUGGUGGUCAACAAAUCAUGGAGCGGACAUGCCCAUGAACUGGCCAACAUUUGAGGAAUAUUCCCCCGAGCUACAAAACAUUUCCAAGAAGAAGGACUCACAGCUGGGUGGAAAUGAUGGCAUUACAAUCACCAGUAUUCGUCAUAAGCCAGAUUCGUUUGUUCAGCAGUCAGACUCCUUUAAUUCUCAUCAGAGACAGACGUCUACAGAAUCACCCAGGUCCUCAACAGGUUCUAAUGUACAACAACAACAACAACAGCCUCAACAGUCCUCAACGCUUCGUGUCCAGUCACCUUUGACCUCAUUCUGGGGAAUGAUAGCCUUUACUGUAAGAACUCUUCAUGACAAUUUUACCAGGAAAAUUUCAUUUGAUGGAUUCUCCUUACGAAAGAAGGAAAAAGAUAAGGCAUCCAAAAGGAAAACUAUGUUGGAUCAAGCUAAACAACCGAAUGUAGAGGAAGUCAAAAGAAAUUCCGAUCCAUCCCGAGUGCAGCAGCCCCCUGAUUCUGCACGGCUUGCUCAAAUGGACACUGAUGUCUCACAAGCUGACAUUGUGCAGAAACAACAAGGGGGAGAGAACUACAUCAGAUCAACGUCGUAUGACGAGUCACUCAAUCCAUUCGGCGAUGAUGAUGAUGCUGAUGAAGCCAAUGUAACUGCAGAAUCUCAUGUGUAUCAGGCAAUAGAUGAGGCACGAGGGGAAAACAACAAGGAGGCUGAGAAGAAGGAGGAGCCAGCGGUAGUGGAGGACACAAACCCCUUCGCUGACGACGUAGAUGAACCCCCCUCUCCCUCACCAGAGGAUUCCCCACGGCAGGUGAACGGGAAGGAGGGUGUUCCUGUCAGGGCUCUGUACGAUUAUAACGUGACAGAGGAGGAUGAAUUAGAACUCAAGGCUGGUGAUGUCUUUGUCAAAUUAUCUGAGGAGGAUGAGCUAGGCUGGUGUAAAGGUUACAAAGACGGCCGAGAAGGAUUGUACCCCGCUAAUUAUGUAGAACCUGUAUAGAUCUCCAGAGCUUCGCCAUCCCACCAGCGUUUGGAACAGAGGACAUAUCCUACAUGCUGUUCAAACUCUCGAAUAACCAUGAUCAAACGUUUAAUAUUCAAAGCAUUGGAAUGUGACAGGGCGGCUACAGCUUGUUAUUACAUGUAUAAUGAUAUUACACUUGUUAUAUCUGUUACUUAAUGGUUAGCAGUACUUGUUUGUGUAUGGUUGUCUUCACGGACAUUAGGUUGUUUUCAUUUAUAGACAAUAUUGUUAUAAUCAGAAUCUUCUGUAGAGUUCUCCAUUCCUCUGUGGACACUGUUUUAAUUAAGCAGAAUGUGGUAGAAAAAAAACAGUGAUGUUGUACAGAGAAGUGAGUUAACAUGAAACCUUCCAGACAAAAUGCGAUAAACUACAAAAUAGGCUUCAUGUGAUAUACACUAUUAUAUUAUUAGUAUGUAUGUAUGUACAUCUCUCUUGCCACCAUUUUUGUUAAUAAAAAAAUUUCCAUCUUUUAGUAGAGUAGGCUUUUUAUGUUGCUAAGUUCACUUCUUGACUUUCCUUUAACUGAAACCCUUAUGGUGAAACGGUUAUGGUACUUGAAAUAAAAUUUUUGAGUCUAGAUUUUUUUUCUCCAGAAUUUAUGUUUACAUAAUUGACAUAUCUUUAGAAAAUUUUCACUGGAAGUUUCAUAUGUAGAAUUGUAGAUAUCUACCUCAGGACAACAUGUAUGUUAAUUAACUUUCAUCUUGGUAGCUUUUCUCUUUUUCUCCAAUCCUUAUUGCUACGCAUUCACUUAGUACAUGUAUGUAUUGACUUCAUGAGCAUGUAAAUCCAUAUUUAGGGUAGGUCUCUUUAAUUUAAAAGCACUGUUUUGUUAUCGCAUGAGCUUCCAGUUUGUGAUCAUGUCAUUUUGUGAUCUCUGUAUUUUGCCAUCUUUGCUUGAUUGUACAUUCCGCACUUAUAUUGUGAUUCUACUUUUUUUAGAGAAAAAAAUUAGUGUCAGAAACACAAAAUAUCUGCUCAUUUUCCAAAAACAAUGUUCUAAGUAUGAUGUUAAAAGCUAUACUUUUAUCAUAGGUUUUGAAAACUUUUAAUUUACAGUUGAUGAACAUUUUUUUUUAAUUGUGUAAAUUUCUGAUUUCAUAGAAAAAAACUUGUUUUUCUCUCUAAUUAUGUUUAACAAAAUUCUGAAUGUAGACUUCCAGCGUGUUUUUCUGAUUAACUUUAUUUCUGAUGUUUCUAGUAUUUUUCUGCUGCUGAGAUAUUUUGUUCUGGCUUUUUUUAUACCUUGGAAUGUUAUGUAAUCUAUACAUAAAUAUUUAGUGGUUUACCACUUGUUACCCAGCCCUCUCCUUGCACACUUGGAGACAGCAAAGCUAAACAAAUCUAUGAUCAAAUCAUGUUCUGAUGGACAAUUUUUUGUGAACCAUUGAUCUUAUGUACAAAAUGAUGAAAAUGGCAGUAUGAUAAAUUCUUUUCAUGUGCUGUCAAGUCCCUAAACAUUUGUGUCUCGGAUUAUUUGGAUUUUUGAGCGGAUAAGAUUCCAUGUGUUUUUGAGAGGUUCCAUGUUAAUUGAUAUAUAUCCAUUUUAUGAUAAUAUUUACAUUAUUAUGUGCCAGUGCUAGAUUUCAUAUAUGCAAUUAUAGAAUGUAUAGUGUUCAUAUUACUAUGUUAGAAAUGUACAGUUAAAGCAGUGUCGCAGUUGUCUCCCUUUUGUGGGAAUCCAUUUUGUUCACAAAUUCUUCGAAGUGCUGUUACCGUACUUUAUGGUAGCCAUUAUUCUUUUGAAGUGAUUAUUCUUAAGUAUGAUUUAAUCUUCCUGUACAGAAAAAAUAUUUUCAUCAUCAGAUUUUUUUUUUACAGUAUACCAUCUAAUGGAAUUAAUUAUACAAUGGAAUAUAAAAUUUUCAAUUUGAUCCGAUUUUAAAUAUGAUUAAGCAUUCAAAUUUGAGCCUUUCUGGUUGUAUCAGUUUUACUGUAGAAUUUUGAUUUCUGCCUUCAGUUGAGGAGUCUGUGUUCUGUUUUAAUAGUACUGAAGAGUGUCUUUGUAUAUUACAAAUAUUAUGAAUUGUGUACAAUGUAUACCCAAUGUGUAGCUGGGAAAAACUGAUAGUUAUUUAUUACUGAAAAUAAUUGCAAUAAAUAAGAUCUAACAGUUA
Messenger RNA from Saccostrea echinata, 4130 nucleotides. Its product is annotated as protein kinase C and casein kinase substrate in neurons protein 1-like. NCBI's taxonomy places the organism in Eukaryota, Metazoa, Mollusca, Bivalvia, Ostreida, Ostreidae. Gene Ontology annotation, biological process: regulation of endocytosis; cytoskeleton organization; plasma membrane tubulation. Gene Ontology annotation, cellular component: endosome; plasma membrane; cytoplasm. Gene Ontology annotation, molecular function: protein binding; phospholipid binding. Bases 115 to 1989 code for a protein of 624 amino acids. The record is from RefSeq and is a predicted model, not a curated record. The transcript has 12 exons.